AUGGAGUAUGUGGCAGCCCUAGGCCCCAGGCCAGGGGCCCCACCUCGGGCCACCAAGAAUGUUCUGCCGCGGGCCGAGACCGGGCUGCCAGGAGUCCCUGGGGGUGCCCCAACCUGGGCCACCAACCUCGGGACAGAGGUUCUCUCAGAUCUAGAGCUGAGUGAGGAGCAGCGGCUGCAGGUCUGCAAGGAGCUGGUGGAUCUGCAGAUCAAAACCCAUCGCCUGAAGGAGCAACACGAGGCUGAAAUCUUCGAGCUGAAGAGUGAGGUCCUGUGGCUGGAGAGCCGGGUGCUGGAGCUAGAACUGCACGGAGAGCAGGCAGCCCUAGCAGAAGCUAAUCCGGGGCACUGCCAGGCACUGGCACUGGAGCUUGGGCACAAGGCCUGGGGGCAGGGACACUCUGAUCACCACAGACUCCAGGCACAGCCCAAGGACUUCCUGACCGCUGAGAACGAGCAGCAGAAGCUGGGGCAUGGUCCGCAGGGAGAAGUAAGUCGGGCGCCAGAGCAGCACAGGGCUCGGCAGCAGGCACUGGAGACGCAUGUGGCAGCCCUGGGCUGGCAGCUGCAGGGAGCCCAGGAGGAGGCCAGGACAGCUGGGCAGCAACUGGCUGCACAAGCCUUGGUAUUGUCUGCCUGCCGGGGCCAGCUCCACCAGGCUGAAGCAGAGAACACCCGGCUGCAGCUGCAACUCAAGAAGCUGAACGAGGAGUACGCCAUCCGACUGCAGCACUGCGCCCAAGCCGCGGCUGAGUAUGCAGAUGUUGCAGGCCCGAAGCCUGCAUCCACAGCCCUUCGGACAUUCCUGGAAACCACUCUGGAGGACAUUCGGGGGGCACAUCACAGCCGUGAGCAACAGCUGGCCCGGGCUGCUCACACCUACCGCAAGCGCCUGGCAGAUCUGAGUCGGAGGCACGAGGAGCUGCUGGCUGCCCACAGUGUGCAACAGGUGCUGGUGGAUCCCAACGGGGCACCCAGGAUCCCCAAGGCUACCUCUGGUACAGCCACCUCAGACAUGGAGCCGCUGCCCCUGCGCGUGGUCACCAAAUUCAGCCACCUGAGGGAGGACCAGGCUAGGCUGGAGAAGCAGCUCCAGAAGCUCCAGUCCCAGAAAGAACCCAGUGAAGCCUCUCAGGGGGGCCCAUUAGAGCCACAGGGCCUGGAAGCUGCAUCCUGGGCCCAGAUCCGCCAGAUGCUACAGGACUUCUCCCGUGGCACCCAGGUAGUGGGCAAAUCCUGGCCAGAGGCCCUUCCUCACACUGUGCCCGGGCUCAUGGCUUAUGUUCCCCCAUUCCAGGCAGAGCUGGAAAGGGAGAGAGCACAACUGCUAGUCCGAGCCACGAUGGCUGAGGAGCAACUUUCUGAGCUACAAGAGUAUGUGGACCAGCACCUGGGCAGGUACAAGCAGGAGAUCCUGAGGCUGAGGAAGCUGGUGGGUACAGGGAACCCCUGGAAAGCGGGGGCCACACCUCCAGCCAAGCCGCAGCACCCAAGGACUCGCAGCCGUUAG
This is a messenger RNA of Lipotes vexillifer (Yangtze River dolphin), 1509 nucleotides long. RefSeq names its product coiled-coil domain containing 78 (gene CCDC78). NCBI's taxonomy places the organism in Eukaryota, Metazoa, Chordata, Mammalia, Artiodactyla, Lipotidae. Gene Ontology annotation, cellular component: cytoplasm. Bases 1 to 1509 code for a protein of 502 amino acids. The record is from RefSeq and is a predicted model, not a curated record. The transcript has 13 exons.